Molecule: messenger RNA, 1626 nt
Organism: Letharia columbiana
Lineage: Eukaryota; Fungi; Ascomycota; Lecanoromycetes; Lecanorales; Parmeliaceae
Exons: 3
Coding region: 1-1626 (541 amino acids)
Biological process (GO): 5-phosphoribose 1-diphosphate biosynthetic process; purine nucleotide biosynthetic process
Cellular component (GO): ribose phosphate diphosphokinase complex; cytoplasm
Molecular function (GO): ribose phosphate diphosphokinase activity; magnesium ion binding
Source: RefSeq, a predicted model, not a curated record
AUGAGACGCGUCCAAAUAUUUUCGGGUUCCUCCCAUCCUCUCUUGACAGAUGCCAUUUGCGAACGCCUCGGAACCUCACCGGCCAAAGUUGAACUGAAGAAGUUCAGCAACGGGGAAACCUCAGUCAGCGUUGAGACCUCUAUCAGAGACCAGGAUGUCUUCAUUGUUCAGAGUGGAAGCGACCAGGUUAAUGACAGCCUCAUGGAAAUGCUGAUCAUGAUCUCCGCGUGCAAGGGCGGCUCGGCGAAGAGUAUUACUGCUGUGAUGCCAUACUUUUUCUACUCUCGACAAUCCAAGAAGAAGUCACACAGAGGUGCCAUCACCGCACGAUUGGUAGCCAACCUCCUCUCUGUCGCCGGUAUAAAUCAUGUCAUCACCGUCGACCUACAUGCUCCUCCCACUCAAGGCUUCUUUGGCAAGCCAGUAGACAAUCUCCAUGCGGAACCUCUGAUCGCAAGAUGGAUCAAGAAUCACGUACCAGGCUGGAAGGAAGCAGUGGUAGUCAGCAAGAAUCCAGGCGGUACAAAGCGGGUCACAUCCUUGGCAGAUGCAUUAAAAAUCAAUUUCGGUCUUGUCACAACCGACCGCCGGAGAUCUGGUACGAAUGGAAGCCUUGCAGGUAGUGGAUUUCUGGAGAGAAUGGGUGAUGGUGGUACUGAAUCGCACAUCUCGGACACAGCAGAUACAAGUCCACCGAAUGGAACAGCAGCUGAAUCCGAGGACUCAAGAAUACCGCCACGAAUACGCACAUCGCCACGAUUGGCACCAAACAUAAACGGCGCCUCCGCAACCAGUAUACCUUACCGCGGUCUGAAUGGCUACACUCGAUCAAGUCCUUUGGCCCAGUCUACUAGAGUCGACUCAGCAUCACCUCCUACAAAUCGGAUUCCUGUGCAGAGGGAGCCUGUUACCAAUGGUCCAUCAAGAGCACUGCGCCUGGAGGAGAAGGAGGAGGAGGAGGAAGACUCGGCAAAUGAGUACACAGAUGAGCGUGCCAGAGAAGUCAUCACUGGCAGGCUGGUUCAAGGCCACAUCGUUGACGACGAUGCUCCGUCGCCCGUUCUAUCUACCAUGUCCGCCUCAAUCGCGACUCUACCAGGAGACGUCAUGGGUCAACCGCAGCUCGAUGGACUCGAUCCAAUGACGUCAUCCUUCAUAUCUUCAACAUCAGCGUUUCAACCUGACCAUUCUGCCCUCGGCGGCUCGAUGGACGCUACAGCGCACUCGGAUGACGAGGAAGAAGGUUUCAAGAACCCCGAAUUCGAGCACACGGUCACUCUCGUUGGCAAUGUCAGAGAUCGCACCGUGUUCAUCAUCGAUGAUCUGAUUGAUCAAUGUGGCUCGUGGAUUGCGGCAGCCGAGACGGUCGUCAAGCGUGGAGAUGCAAAGAAAGUGUACUGCAUCGCCACCCAUGGGCUCUUCGGUGAUAAUUCACUUGAGCAGAUGGAAGCUUGCGAAUGCAUCGACUACAUUAUGGUAACCAAUACUUACCCAAUAGCGCCAGAAAGGGUCAAGACGUGCAAGAAGCUUGUGAUUCUGGACAUCUCGACUCUUCUUUCCGAAGCCAUACGGCGCAAUCACCACGGAGAGAGCAUCUCCGCUCUAUUUCAGCAUUUUCCGGAUUGA